Oncorhynchus nerka (sockeye salmon) is the source of this 2181-nucleotide messenger RNA. RefSeq names its product target of EGR1 protein 1-like. The record is from RefSeq and is a predicted model, not a curated record. NCBI's taxonomy places the organism in Eukaryota, Metazoa, Chordata, Actinopteri, Salmoniformes, Salmonidae. The transcript is spliced from 7 exons. Gene Ontology annotation, cellular component: cytoplasm; Cajal body. Gene Ontology annotation, molecular function: snRNA binding; 3'-5'-RNA exonuclease activity; metal ion binding. The coding region runs from base 307 to 2052 and encodes 581 amino acids. Gene Ontology annotation, biological process: snRNA 3'-end processing.
UUGCUGGUGUAUAAUCUGUAAGGACCCAUUCAGACCACGUUAAACCGUUGGAUGUUUACAGCUGCGCUUAAUUCUUGCCAAGAAUUUGGGUCUUCCUCCCUGAAAACGAUUGUCGGAUUGCAUUGAUUCGUUUCUCAACAGACGAAGAAUAACGCAUAGUAGUGAACAGGAAGCUUUCACUGGACAACCGAAAACCUCCUGCAAUGAGCUCCCUGAUCAUUCAAUAAGUCUAAUCAUUCCCCGUGUUCAGUUAGCUAACACUGAGUUGAACAUUUUGGUUGUGUUCCAUAUAUUAACUAGUUCGCUAUGACAUCCUCCAUGAUAGUCCCUGUUAUUGAUGUGCAAAAUGAUAAUUUCAAAGAACUGUGGCCUGCUAUGGUCCUUGCAAUCAAGACAGCCUCCUUCAUUGCACUGGAUACAGAAUUGAGUGGGCUUGGAAGCAGAAAAGCUCUGCUGGCAGAAUGCAUAGAGGACCGUUACAAAGCCAUAUGCAAUGCAGCUCGCACACGCUCCAUUCUCUCCCUUGGGUUUGCUUGCUUUAAGAAACUUGAAAACAAGGAUGAUGAUACGUACCUUGUUCAGGUGUACAACCUGACGUUGCUCUGCAGUGAGGAGUAUGUAAUUGAACCACAAUCUGUGCAGUUCCUGGUGCAACAUGGAUUUGACUUCAACAAACAAUAUGCUGAGGGUGUCCCUUAUCUCAAGGGCAAUGACAAGGGAGGGGAUUCCCAUGGAAUAAACAUGCGGAUGCUGUUUGUGGAACUCCUGCGUGCUCGCAAGCCAUUGGUUCUACAUAAUGGCUUGAUCGACAUGGUGUUCCUGUAUCAGUGCUUCUAUGCCCACCUGCCAGAUAAACUUGGCACUUUCACUGCUGACCUGUCCCAGAUGUUCCCAGCUGGGAUAUAUGACACCAAGUACGCCACAGAGUAUGAGCUGCGCUUUGCUGCCUCUUACCUGGAGUAUGCCUACAAGAAAUGUAAAUUGGACAACAUGAAGUCUCUUGAGGUUGGUGGUAAUGGGCACCAUCUGUUCCUGGAGUUCUGCAAAUACUCAGGCCACCUGUCCAGCUAUGUGGACUUCAGGCCCUGCCUGGCCGGGUCUAGCCUGGAGGGACCGCUGAAUGUCUGCCAGCGUUUCUCUGCUUACGGUUGGUGCCCCAAUGGGUCACAGUGUCCCUUGUCACAUGACACUGACCUCAUCAUCCAGCACGAUGAAAAAAACCAGGUGGAAAAGAAAAAGAAACGGAAGAGGAAAAGAAGAAACUCUUUUCAGGGAAACGUGGACGUUGAAGGUGCCUCUGAGAAUAAGCAGGUCCAUAUGGAGCUGAAGGAUGGAGAGCAGGGCCCGGACCAGGUGAUCCCUGACAGCAAACCUCCCCCUGCCACAGAGAAGGUAGAUGGGACUCCGGUACAGGGGUCAGAGAGCGGUGAGAAAAUGAUAACCGAGAAGGUAGAUGAAGGCAACGGAGUCGCAGAGCCACAGGCUGUGUCUGCAGAUGAAGAAAUUAAGACUGACAAAGAAAAGGUGGAAGGCAACGGAGUCGCAGAGCCACAGGCUGUGUCUGCAGAUGAAGAAAUUAAGACUGACAAAGAAAAGGUGGAAGGCAACGGAGUCGCAGAGCCACAGGCUGUGUCUGCAGAUGAAGAAAUUAAGACUGACAAAGAAAAGGUGGAAGGCAAUGAUGUGUCAGAGCCUCUGGCCACAUCUGAUGCGUCAGAGCCUCUGGCCACAUCUGAUGCAGCGAAGAAAGAAAAGUCCAAGAGGAAGAAGCUGGAAGGAGGUUCCCACCGGGCAGGGUUCGAUGCAUUCAUGACCGGCUACAUCUUCUCCUAUGCCACCACUCUGACAGAGAGAGUGGGUGAGCCACCGUGUUCAGAGUCCUGGCUCCCGGAGUGCCUGAACAAAGUUUACCUCAGUGGCAAAUCUGUCCCGAUGCAUAUUGUCAAGAGCACCUUCUCCAAGUCCUCCAAGGCUCACAUGCACAAGAUGGACAUUGUGUGGGGAAAAAGCUUUUCUAGCAGUGUGGCAAGCAAAGCAGAGGGAACUGUAUAAACAUUCAAUGGAACCAAAUGUAUUCUUCGUUUAUAAUAAAGCCUUUUUAGUUAGACAUGCUGUUGCACAUCUUAAAUGUUUGUUGAUACAGUAUUAUGUUUCAAUAAAAAGGCUUUUCCUUGGUUAUGA